AUGACUGAGGCCAAGGUCCCCAAGAUCCUCAGCUGCGCCAGUUGUCGUCAGCGUAAGACAAAGUGCGACAAGAUUCAGCCCGUGUGCACCGACUGCUCCAGGCUGGGAAUAGAAUGCAUCUACCCCUCGCGAAAGCCCACGCGACGUGCCUUGCGCCCUCGGCAGACAAGCAACCGAUAUCUCAGCGACGAGUUCUGGAGCAACCUCUGCGGUGAGGUGGACGGUUUGAAACACGUCUUGGACCAGCCAUCCGACGACGAAGACGAAGACGACGACGAAGAUGAAGAUGACGACGAUGGCGGCUUCAUUGUGCCUUGCAAAAACAACGAGCCCUCUGCCUUUAUAUUUGGCAACCCAGACUACCAUGAGCAGAACAGCCUAGAUCAUCCGCCACCGGAUCUGGUGCUCAGUCUAUGGACAACCUACCUGUGCAACGUCGAUCCCUUGCUCAAGAUUCUCCACCGCCCAACUGUCAACGGCAAGAUACAGGAAUUCCUGAAUGCGCCCCCGGGCACCUAUCUGCCUGCCUCGACAAACGCCUUGCUCUUCUCCAUCUACUUUGGUGCCAUCUCAACUCUGGGCGAGAGGGCAGCCCGCGAGAGGCUAGGCCGUUCUCAGGCCGCCCUGGCUGCGAGCUUUCGCAUGGGCACCGAGCGAGCCCUCGCCGCCGCCGAUUAUCUCAACACCCACAGCCUCGAGACCCUGCAGGCCUUUGCCAUCUACCUGGCGGUGCUGCGUGCAUCAUCCAUGGGCCGCGCUUCGUGGGUCCUCACUUCGUCGCUCGUUCGCAUCGCGCAAGCCAUGAACCUUCAUCGCGACGGCGACGGCCACCGUUUCUCAGCGUUUGACGCUGAAAUGCGCCGCCGGCUGUGGUACUCAAUCCUGACUCUGGACAUCCGCGCCGCUGAAGACCGCGGCACGGACGCCAUCCUCACAUCGUCCUCGUACAACACGGCACCGCCCACCAACAUUGACGAUGACGACUUCGGACCGGACUCAAAGGGGCCGCUCGUGCCCAAGGUGGGGCCGGCCGAUAACAUUGUCGGGCUCUGCUCUCGGCGCUGCAGUGCCCUCGGAGCCAUCUUCCAUCCGGGGGUCAACACGGCAGCGUCGCUACAGGACAAGGGGGGGGAUAGCCUACACACGGAGCACGAGCUCCUCGAGAACGUCCGCGGAUUAGAGAGGGAUUUCAUCCGCAACGUGGACCCGUCUAACCUCAGCGCCCUGUACGCCUCCAAGGUGGCCCGCAUGGUCAUCCUCAAGGUCUGGCUCAUGGCCAAGUACCCUUACUCCGCGCAGCCCACCGUGGUGACCAUGAGCGCUUCGCGCGAGACCAUGCUGCGCACCGCCGUAUCCGUCAUGGAGCUUUCCGAGAGCAUGGAGGCCCCUCCGUGGGAGGACCGCUUCGCCUGGUUGACUCGGUGCUACGUGCAGUGGCACCCACUCGCCGUCGCUCUGGCGGAGCUGUGCGUCCAGACGGAGGGCAGCGUAUCUGACCACGCAUGGCGAGUGGUCGAGCAGGUCUUUCCCCGGUGGAAGACGCUUAUUGCCGACUCGGCUCGGGGAUCACUUUGGCGGCCCAUAAAGAAACUUUACAGGAGGGCCAAGGAGGCCAGGGUAGCAGCCAAGGGCCAUCUCUGCUUGCACACCAACACCAGUGCCAACAUCAUCACCACUGCAGCCGCAACCACGGAAAACACGACCGACACGACUAACACAACCAACAAUGCCCCUUUGAUGCAACAGGCAACGGCGAUAGCACCAGUCCAGAAUUACGGCCACCCUACGCACCCCCUCGCUGGCCACGGAUACAUGGACAUCCUACCCCUCACGAGCACCCAGAUGGCCUCGGACAUGAUGCCAGGACCAGACUAUAUGCCCGCUGCAGACUUUAUGGAUCCCUUCGACGUGGACAACAAUGACCUUUCCCACUUGUUCGAGUACCCGGGCGGUUACGACGGUCAUGCAAUUCCAACCACAACGGACGCCACCGUCCCCAACGGCUUUCCGGGCCAGCCUGGACAGCAGCAGCGCAUGGGAAAUCACGGACUUCCAUUCGACAUGGCGUCGUGGAAUGAAUUUAUCAAUGAUGCGCAGAUGGAAUUUUCGCCUGAGGAGAGUGCCGGGUAUGAUUCGCUGUAG
Molecule: messenger RNA, 2142 nt
Organism: Geosmithia morbida
Lineage: Eukaryota; Fungi; Ascomycota; Sordariomycetes; Hypocreales; Bionectriaceae
Product: Fungal trans
Exons: 2
Coding region: 1-2142 (713 amino acids)
Biological process (GO): DNA-templated transcription; regulation of DNA-templated transcription
Molecular function (GO): zinc ion binding; DNA binding; DNA-binding transcription factor activity, RNA polymerase II-specific
Source: RefSeq, a predicted model, not a curated record